Messenger RNA from Anopheles marshallii, 834 nucleotides. RefSeq lists its product as uncharacterized. The transcript is spliced from 5 exons. The record is from RefSeq and is a predicted model, not a curated record. Bases 1 to 834 code for a protein of 277 amino acids. Gene Ontology annotation, cellular component: cytoplasm. Lineage: Eukaryota; Metazoa; Arthropoda; Insecta; Diptera; Culicidae.
AUGUUCCGGUGGAUAGCACUAGCCAUUACGCUGAUGAUUUGUGUCCAGGCUGAGGAAGAUUGGACAGGUCAAUGGUUCCCCAAUGCACCAAAAUCUCUUGCCUUGGAGGCAGGCGAAACAGUAAAACCUGUUGACAACGCACUACCGAUGGAAGAAGACAAAAAAGAUCAAUCGUCCCGCGUUGCCAUGGGAAUAGAAAAUCCAGAUUGUGAUGAUGCAAAGCACGGUCUGGCGAUAGAUUUCGAUCCAUAUAAUGUAACCCAUUCCACCGUGUAUAUGUGCCUUGAGCCAAAAGCGGACUACAAAGGCGAUUACAACAUGGAUGCUGUUAUUACGGAGCACAAUGUACCGCCUGCAUACGUGGCCAAUCAUCGCUGUAUGAACAGCAGUAUAGAAUAUGUGGAAAGGAUUCCCUCUUAUGGAACGCACCGUCCGCUUUGGCCGAAAUAUGGGGAGUAUAGAUAUGUUCCACCACAGCGAUGGCUGCACAGUAGUGAACACGGUGCCGUAAUUGCUCUCUACCAUCCAUGCGCCAAUAAGCAACAGGUGGAUGAAUUGAAACAUAUUGUAAAGGAUUGUCUUUACCGGCAUGUGAUAACACCUUCCCAGCUGCCCAGCAAAGACCGUCCGUUUGCACUUGUCACUUGGCACGCAACGCUAGAAUUUUCUGUUCUCGAGCGAAAAAUUGUGGAAUCGUUUAUUACAAAGUACGCACUAAAGGGACCGGAACAAACGCACCGCGAUGGGCAAUACGAACACCUGUUACUGGAAGCGGCUAAAGUGGUAUCGACGAUUGAGGACAGUGUGUUGUGUCCUAAGAAACAACGAGACUAA